Molecule: messenger RNA, 2088 nt
Organism: Ostreococcus tauri
Lineage: Eukaryota; Viridiplantae; Chlorophyta; Mamiellophyceae; Mamiellales; Bathycoccaceae
Product: Single-stranded nucleic acid binding R3H
Exons: 1
Coding region: 1-2088 (695 amino acids)
Molecular function (GO): nucleic acid binding
Source: RefSeq, a predicted model, not a curated record
AUGGGUCCGCGACGCCGCGUCGACGCCGGUCGACGCCGGGCGACGACGGCGAUGCCGACCGCGUCGCGCGAGCGCGACGACGGACGCGUCCGCCGACGCCGCGGCGACGGGGCGAACGUGCACGCGAGCGAGGGGCGAUUCGCCGCACCGCGCGCGCGGGCGCUCACGGACGGCACGGUGGGGACGGAGAGGAACGACGACGCGUGGUGGCGCGCGCUGGACGACGACGCGUGCGAUCCGAUCACGCUGGAACCGUUUAAUCGCAUGGCGGUCGCGCCGUUCGAGAUGCUGGCGGAAGAGGGGGGGACGCGGGCGGAGAACGCGAGACGCGGGUACAUGUUCGACGGCGAAACCUUGGCGGAGUACGUGACGUCGAGUAAGUGCUUUGAGAAUCCGUUGACGCGGGCGGAAAUGAGUCGGGAGCAGUGUCGAGCGCUCGAUGGAUACCUCGCGAAGUGGAAAUUGAGGAAGUUUAGCGUGGAGAAGGCGUUUAACGCGGCGCGGCGGGAGAAGUUGGACGCCGAGGCGACGGCAGCGAGACGGAGCGAGGAACAGCGGGCGAAUAUGGCGCGCGAGCGCGAGGAGUUGAGAGUGACGUUAGCGAGGACGAUGUUUACGUCGAUUCGGGAGCGGGCGGCGGCGGAGCGGGCGGGCGGAGCGGGCGGGCGCGGUAGGAGACGGGACGGCGGCGGCGUGCGGCGAUCGACGUCUGUUCAGGACGCGCUCACGGAGAUUCAGGCCGAGGGACGAUUCGCUCUCGUGGACGACGAUGUGGCGAUGUUACGAGAUGUCUCUCUGGCGGACGGUCACGGCGCGAACGGCGGACCUCGACCGCAGGAUUACAUCAACGUCGCGUCCUGGGGCGGUUGGAGUCGACCGAGUCACAUCGAAAAUAGGGGAAACGACUUCCCUGCUCUCCCGGGGGCGUCCUCUCGAGGUGGUGGAAGUGGUAACUGGGUACCUCCAGUGCCGGUCGCGGAUGAGUCUCACGGCGAGUCGUUUCCGACGCUCGGCGCCGGCUCCUCUAGAUCGACGCCGAGCUGGGGGACGUUCGCGCCGCGACAGAGCGCGGCUGAGCGCUUCCGUGCCAUCCCGCGGAAUACGGCCGCUAAUAUGUUUUCGAAAAGGGCUUCAAAUAUAAAGAACGGAUCGAGCGCUCCAAACGCGGCUACCACGGCGUCGACGUCGAAUGAGCAGCGAGCUUCCGAGCCCGCGGAUGAAGCGACGGCUCGCCGCAAUAAACUUGCCGACGCAUUCGGGAUAUCCAAGCCGGAUGAGCGUCCGAGUACGUUUGCCGAGUCUAGCGCGAGCGCUUUUACGCGCGCGCAGCUUCAGUUGGCGCGCAAGCACCCGGAAUUAGUGAAGCGCUUGGAGAAGACGCUCGAGGACAUAGUCAUGGGCAAGAGCAAGCGGCGCGUCUCGAUGGAGCCGAUGAAUCGCGAAAUGCGAGAGCUCUGUCACGUCGUCGCCGAGCUGUACGGCAUCACGUCUGCGAGCUUUGGAAGAGACCCAAACAGGCACAUAGACUUCUUCUACGGAACGUCUGGUGGGAACAAGGGCGGGACGCUUCCUUCGCUUCGCCUGAGCGACGCGAUGCUCAUUCAGAACCUCGAUGCGGCGCCGACGAAGGACUCUAUGGUGUCUAAAACACGCCCGACAGAGGAAACGGAGUACUUCGAUGGAUACACCAAGCACUUCUCCAAGGGCGAAUACGAGGAGCUGGCUCUCGUUUUCACGGACAUCGCGGUGGGCGUCUCGGGCGUUCGAUCGGCGUUGCGCGAAUUCUCAGGAAGCUACGUCAUGCAAGAGAUCGAUGAGGACCAUUUAGUGGCUCACUUUUGGAAGCACGGGGCGUUGCUCCAGGCGAGCGGAAAGCUCGGCGGUGGGAUGCGCGGAAAGUUUCGCGUCAAGCUCGUGGAGAAGAAGUGCAAAGGCAAAGAGACGUCGGAGGAAGAGGCUUCCGAGGUGACGUCGUCGUCUACUAGCGCACGGCUCUUUCGCGCAUCGACAUCUUCUCGAGUCGCAUCGAAAGCGCCGGCUGAGGGACAGGCCGCCAUCGACGAAGCACUCGACAUGUUUGGUUUCUAG